This is a messenger RNA of Caenorhabditis briggsae, 1590 nucleotides long. The transcript has 9 exons. The coding region runs from base 1 to 1590 and encodes 529 amino acids. NCBI's taxonomy places the organism in Eukaryota, Metazoa, Nematoda, Chromadorea, Rhabditida, Rhabditidae. The record is from RefSeq and is a predicted model, not a curated record.
AUGGGAAUAACAGCAUGUUGCUGCUGCAGCAGCAAAGAUGCUGCAAUUACCAUUGGCAUAUGGUCACUUGUGUCCUCGAUAGGCCAAUUAGGGAUAAUGGGGUGGCAAAUGGCGGCGAUCAAAUACGAGAGAGAUCGAGCGGCAAACACUUUGUUACCAAAUUAUAAUACUUAUGGAAGAUUUGAUGUUCCUUCGUAUUUUGAAAGUUAUUGGCAGACUCCUGAAGAGAGAUAUUAUACAGGACUAUUCGUUAUCCAAGUCCUCUGUCUCAUCGCUGCAUUCUUCCUCGUUUUUGCCGCUGCCGCAAUGAUAUACGGUAUUCACACCUGGUCCAAAUACCUCAUAUGGCCAUGGUUCCCAACGAUGAUCUCCUCGAUUCUAGCCACGUUGGCAUACUGUAUAAUGUGGUGGUGUGGAGAUGUUAGAGACUAUUGGUUGGCUAUCACUAUCAUCGAAAUUAUCGUAGUCUUUAUUAAUAUUUAUUGUGUGGUAGUUGUGAUGGUUUACUAUAGAAGAAUCAAUGCAACCACCGAUGAAUAUGAAGGAAAAGAUCGAAGAGGAGUACGGUAUAAUAUCAAUCGGAAUGGAAAUAGUAGAAGAGAUCUUCUUCAAUCCUAUGAUGAUGGUGUCCAUCGGAGCCCUCCAAUGAAGUACAAACCAAUCGUACCUCAACCGUAUCCGGUUUAUCCAAGUUAUUCUCGAGCCGGAGUCCCCCAAACCCCGAUUCCUCUUCCACCGACACAAAUCAACACUCCAUAUCCAAUAGAUCCACAAGAAAUUCAAUUCCAAUUAGAGCCAAAAGUCAAGAACAUUCGAGUAAUCGACGACGAUCCAGUUGGAUCCUGGGUUCGAGAUCAGCAGUCGAUAGAACGGGGACAUGAGGCGAGAAGCGAGCCGAUUACUGUGAGCAAACAGGUUCAACCAACUACUCUUCAGCAUUCACGAUCAGUACCAUCGCUGCACGGAGGAACUCUUGUUUCCCACAGGGAUUGUGAUCAUCGGGAUGAUAAGCACAGAUCCUCCUCUCGCGACGAAAAUCCAGAAGUCGUCAUGAGUACGAUGACUAUUCUUCUGAAUCCGAUCCAUCUGAUUUCACACGCCAACAUCGUCAUCGAUCGAGUAGUAAACGAAGACACAGAAGUCGUUCUCGAUUCGAUGAAUCUGUUACCAACUAUGAUUCUGAAUUGGAUAGAGACCGAGAGAGACGACGGUCAAAGAGACACAGACACGGUGGAAAACGAACGAAGAAGGAGAGAUAGAGAAGAUAGAGAAAGUGAAGUGCCACGUAGGAGAGAAGGAGAUCGAAGAAGUCGUCAUCAGGAUUCACAGGAGAAUUCUGGAGGAUCUCAAGAAAUGUCAUUUCCAUUAUCGGGAGGGAUUACGAUACCUCAACAUAUAGUGAUUCCACCGUCAUCCGGAGAAAGAGGUCCAGAUGGAAAUCCAGUUCCACAAAAAUAUCAAAUAAAUUCGGAAAUUACAAUCAAUUAUGAUCAUAAUGGACGGCCGGUCGUGGGUCCGAGAGAGCCACAGCCAACUAUUGAGGAGCCGUAUAGGAGGCGUCAAGUUCUACCAAUCCAAUCAACGUUCUAA